Triticum turgidum subsp. durum (durum wheat) is the source of this 873-nucleotide messenger RNA. The record is from the annotation of a GenBank genome assembly. NCBI's taxonomy places the organism in Eukaryota, Viridiplantae, Streptophyta, Magnoliopsida, Poales, Poaceae.
AUGAAGCCCCCCGGGCGCCUCGCCACCGCCGCGCUGCUCGUCGCGGCGUCGCUGCUGGUCAUCACCCUCCUCACCUCGCCGCUGCCGCUGCUGCCGCUGCUCCCGUGCCUGCCGGCCGUCACGGCGCCCUCGGGCGACGGGUACGCGCCCCCGGGCCUCACCGCGCUCGCCGACGCCGCGCUCUACUACGCCACCACGCCCGACGUCCCGCAGCAGUCGCGCGACGAGAUCUCGCUCUCCCUCGCCGUGCUGCGCCGCCGCGCGCCGCUGCGGCUGCUGGUGUUCGGGCUCGGCCACGACUCGCCGCUCUGGCACGCGCUCAACCCCGGCGGCGUCACCGUCUUCCUCGAGGAGGACCCGGAGUGGUACCGCAUCGUGCGCGCGCAGUCGCCGUUCCUGCGCGCGCACCUCGUCAGGUACCGCACGCGCCUCGACCACGCCGACGUCCUCUUCCGCUCCUACCGGAACUUCCCCACCUGCGUCCCCGGCGCCGACGCCGAAGGCGACGUCCCCUUGCGGGUCCGCGGCAACGCCGACUGCCCGCUGGCGCUGCACAACCUGCCGCCCGAGGUGUACCAGAACGACUGGGACAUGCUCAUGGUGGAUGCGCCCAAGGGGUACUUCCCGUCGGCGCCCGGCAGGAUGGCGGCUAUAUGGACGGCGGCGGCGAUGGCGCGGGCCAGGCGCGGCGAGGGGGACACCGACGUGUUCCUCCACGACGUGGACCGCAGGGUGGAGAGGAUGUACGCCGAGGAGUUCCUCUGCGAGAGGUUCCGGGUGGGGGAGACCGGCCGGCUCUGGCACUUCAGGAUCCCGCCGGUGUCACGGCGGAACGGCACGGCCGGCGGCGGCGACAAGAGGCCCUUCUGCUGA